Polychytrium aggregatum is the source of this 539-nucleotide messenger RNA. RefSeq lists its product as uncharacterized. The transcript is spliced from 3 exons. The record is from RefSeq and is a predicted model, not a curated record. Lineage: Eukaryota; Fungi; Chytridiomycota; Chytridiomycetes; Polychytriales. The coding region runs from base 24 to 539 and encodes 171 amino acids.
CGAUACUCGUUCUGCAACCAUAGAUGGCGAGCACGAUCCAGACCAUCCCACGCCACAUGGUACCGACAAAUGGAUGGCAAAGGCGACGAAUGGCCUGGAUCCAAACGGGCAGAGGUUCGCCUCUCCAGCCGCCAAGGAAAGAAAAUGGCCACACUGCAGCUUUCUGGUCCACCCUCGAUCCGACCCAGGGAGGCCGGGGCACGCCAGCGUAUGUGUACCAUUCCCUCUCGAUCCACAUCUUCUGCCAGGACACGAGCGUCGUCAAGAAUGAUGUCAUCCGUAUCUAUGCCCACCUCAAUACCGGUGCCCACGACCUUGCCCAGUUUACCGACAAGGCUGAUGCCACCAUGGGCUGCCAGUUCGAGUUCCCGAUGUGGAAGGAGCUACCACUCUCAAACAUCCUUGGCCGCCUCCUUCGAGACGAACACCUGGCAUUCUCCAAGGCACUCAAUACCGCCAAGCACUUCAGAAAUGGGACACUGUCCCGUUUCAUUUUCCCAGAAGGCCGCAAGGUGAACAAGAAGCUAUCGUCUUACUGA